Molecule: messenger RNA, 207 nt
Organism: Haemonchus placei
Lineage: Eukaryota; Metazoa; Nematoda; Chromadorea; Rhabditida; Trichostrongylidae
Source: the annotation of a GenBank genome assembly
AUGGAAGGACUGAAUGAAGUAGUGGUGAACUGUAUUCGCAAGGACAAAAAGAGUAGAUGGUUAACAGAACUGGAAAGCGAUGACGAUUUCGCAGAGGUAGUAGAUGCGCUUGAUAGAGGGGAUACCUCAGGAAGAGUGACUUGGCCAGGAGCAGUGAAGCCGGUGCAAAUUGCGGAUUUUGUUCUGGAAGACGGUGAUUUGAAAAUG